Messenger RNA from Protopolystoma xenopodis, 267 nucleotides. NCBI's taxonomy places the organism in Eukaryota, Metazoa, Platyhelminthes, Monogenea, Polystomatidea, Polystomatidae. The record is from the annotation of a GenBank genome assembly.
GAGCGCCUGAUCGAGCGAUUUGGCAGUGAAGCGCUUCCAUUCAAGUUCGAGAUGCCGCAUGACGUUCCUUCGUCUAUUGUGCUGCAAUUAGGUUCCUCGGCUGAAUCAAUCAACUCACAACCUUGUGGAAUUGAAUAUUCUCUUCAGGUGCGUGUUCAGACCAUGAAAAGGACAAAAAUAGACGAAGGAUGUUUCAUUCCUGCCAGAAAAAUAGGAGAUCAUACUGGUUCAGCUGAAGUUGUUUUUGUAUCACUGCAGUGUUUAUGA